AAGCCGCCAUUGCAAUCCCUAAACUCUUCUUUUUUAGAUGGGAAGCCCUAGCGCCGCCGCCGAGACGGAUCUUACAACCGAUGAUUUCAUCGGAGACACACGACGGGACUCUGGUACUGAUACAGAGACCAACACUGAUUGUGACGGAGAAGACUUGCCUCUUCUUCUUCUACCUGCUCCUCCCGGUCACUUCGAAGAAGGAGAGAGAGUUUUAGCCAAACACAGUGAUUGCUUCUACGAAGCCAAGGUUCUUAAAGUUGAAUUUAAAGACAAUGAAUGGAAGUAUUUUGUGCAUUACAUUGGUUGGAACAAAAGUUGGGACGAAUGGAUAAGUCUGGACUGUCUCUUGAAACAUUCAGAGGAGAAUAUUGAGAAACAGAAGGAACAGGGUUUGAAGCAGCAAGGAAUUAAGAGUGCUAUGGCUUGGAGAGUUUCAAAGAUGAAACCUAGAAGCCCUAAUGUUGCUAGAGGAAGAAAGCGGAAGCAAGAUUCUGUUGAUACGGAGAAGAAUGUGGUUCCCUCUGACAAUCUUUUAAGUUUCAAUAUUCCACCAGCAUUAAGGAAGCAACUAAUUGACGAUUAUGAAUUUGUUACUCAGAUGCAGAAGCUUGUGCAACUUCCGCGUUCUCCAAAUGUGGAUGACAUCUUAAAGAAGUACAUUGACAGCCAAAUGAAGAAACAUAGCAGGGUAACUGAUUCAUUAGAGGAAAUUCUGAAAGGUUUGCGUUGCUACUUUGACAAAGCUUUACCGGUGAUGUUGCUUUACAACAAUGAACGGAAGCAAUACGAGGAAUCCGUAUCAGCGGAUGUUUCUCCCUCAACUGUGUACGGAGCAGAGCAUUUGUUACGACUCUUCGUGAAAUUGCCGGAGUUGCUAGUACAUGUGAAUAUGGCAGAAGAGACAUUGAAGGAAUUGCAGGACAACUUUGUUGAUAUUCUCAGGUUCUUGAGGAAGAAUCAGAGUGUGUUUUUUGUAUCGGCAUACAAAGCAGUGGAAGAAAUGGAGAAGAAAGAAGAUUAGGGUGUUGUGUUGUGUGCCUAAUGACGUGUGUCAUUCUUGUAAGUAUGUGCAGCGAAUCUUCUGUUUGUAGUAUAUUGUAUGUAACGAGACCUAAGAACUAUUAUAUAGGUUCGGUCUCGAUUUUGAAAGCACUU
Messenger RNA from Arabidopsis arenosa, 1155 nucleotides. Lineage: Eukaryota; Viridiplantae; Streptophyta; Magnoliopsida; Brassicales; Brassicaceae. The record is from the annotation of a GenBank genome assembly.